UAUAAGUCAGCAAAAAGCAUUGCCAUUUUUCUUAUUUACUAAGCGAACACGUUUGCUGUCAUUUAACUUUUGAGGACUUGGCCUAUAUUUUCUUCAGAGCACUUUACCCACGAGAGUAAUUUGAGACUCUCAGCGUUAGUGUUUUGGUGAGAGAGGCUCAGGUUGAGCUUAACAGAGUUUCUCCCAAACCGGUUGGACGAGACCGCACCUGUGAGCGGAGAAGAAAAGAGCGCUUGUUUGUAGCGCCAGUUCAGUUUACCUUUAAUCUUUGUGCGCAGCGGCCACAAAGCCGAACUCGGUGGACAUUUACGGUUUUCCGUUUAUUUUCUCAGUCUUUGUCAAUCACAACCAUGAAGUCUGUGGUUCUGUUACUUGUGGUGGCGUUUGCAGCGGCGGCAUCGGCUCAGUGUACAUGCAAGAACAUGAAGUGGGCUACAUGCGAUGGGACCCCAUGCCAGUGCAGUGUUAUGGUUGGAGAUGGACAGUCACAGGUCCUUGACUGUGAGAAAUUGGUCCCCAAGUGCUUCCUGAUGAAGGCCGAGAUGUACCGUGCCAAGAAGGGCCUGUCCACCCGCACAGGCGGGAAGCCCACUGAGCACGCCUUUGUGGACAACGACGGCAUCUACGACCCCGACUGCGAAACCACUGGGGUCUUCAAAGCCAAGCAGUGCAACAACACGGAGGAGUGCUGGUGUGUCAACAGCGCCGGGGUGCGUCGCACGGACAAGGGUGACAAGAACCUCAAGUGUGAGAAGCUGGUGGAGACCUACUGGGUCCGCCUUGAGCUCAAGCACAAGCCGAUAACCGGUCAGCUGGACAAGACCAAGCUGAAGACUGGUAUGGAAAACACCAUGCUGGAACGUUACGGCCUGCCAAAGAACUUUGUGGCUAGUGUGGAUUAUGACAAGGAUGGACGUCUCAUUGUGGUAGAUGUUAAGAAGGACAAGAAUGACAAGACACAGGACCUCUCCCGCAUGGCUUACUACAUGGAGAAAGAUGUCAAAGUGCUGCCCCUGUUCCAAAACCCUGCGAAGUUCGAGCCAAGCGUGGAAGGACAGAAGCUGGAGAUGGAGAACAUCCUGGUGUACUAUGUGGAUGCCGAGCCCCCCACCUUCACCAUGAAGAGGCUGACUGGAGGCGUCAUUGCGGUCAUCGUUGUGGUCAGCCUGGCAGUCAUCGCUGGGCUGCUCGUGCUGUUCUUUGCCAGGAGACGCGAGCAGGCCAGGUACCAGAAGACGCAGGUCCGAGAGCUGGAUGAGAUGCAGAAGUCCCUGUCCUGAUUCUUGAAGUGAUGCAGAUUUCAAUGCAAUCCAUCGCCCUCUGAGGGAAGACCCGUUUGCGCUGGAAUAUAAUUAUAUUGUAAAGCUCAUCCGUCAGUUCUUUUGUAUGCAGGUGUACGUAAAGAUGUUGUUUUUGAAUGUUUUUAACCCGAGGGAAGUUUUCUAAAAUCAGUUUUUUGGUGUGCUGUUACUCUCAACGACCGUAUUUAUGAGCUGUUUGGCAAAAAGCUUGUACAAUACUCAAUCUGUCGUCAUUCAUCCAGAAUUGCUGUUCCUAAUUUGUCGUUGAAUGUUUCAUUAUAUUAUGUACAGUUUAGGGAGAGUGGUCUUACUGUUGUGAGUUUUGAUGAAACCAUUUUUAAUAAAAUGAUACAUUUGUCAAAACGUA
Messenger RNA from Megalops cyprinoides (Indo-Pacific tarpon), 1668 nucleotides. It is a transcript of the gene epcam, whose product is annotated as epithelial cell adhesion molecule. The record is from RefSeq and is a predicted model, not a curated record. Gene Ontology annotation, cellular component: membrane. NCBI's taxonomy places the organism in Eukaryota, Metazoa, Chordata, Actinopteri, Elopiformes, Megalopidae. The transcript has 9 exons. The coding region runs from base 351 to 1280 and encodes 309 amino acids.